CUGCGUUUUGACCCCUUUCUCGCUGUUCUCACCCUCCUCGAUUCUCUGCAGAUUUCAUCGAAUUCAUCGAAGAAAUAAAAAACUCAGAUCGGAUUUUCAGCCGUAUAUCCUCCCGACGUGUAAUUUCGGUGAUCGAAUCGAGGUCUGAGGAGGGUCGAGACCCGUUCUGGUGCAAUGGGUUUUGUCUGAAACGAACAUAGAAUUCAAAUUCACGCUAAAUCCCAUCUCGGGAUCUGUAAAUUGAAGGAUUUGGUAUGUGGGUGUGAUUGGUAAAGGUCGAAAACGGCGACUUUGAUCCGGAUUCGAUUGUUUUGGUAGGUCUCUGGAGCACCCAUGUGAUAAGUGUUGGCGAGAAAUAAAGGUCCGACUGGAAAUUUCUUAAAAAUCAGCAUAUUGGACAUAGAAGCGGAAGGUUUUUGUUGAAGGAGGUUUGGGCUUUAGAAUCAAUUUAAGCAAGAUUGUAUUGCCUGGGGUUGUUGCUGAUGAGUUGGUGAUGGACCCUUUACUGAAUAUUAUGCUUUUUCAAACUGAGAGGUGGGAUGGAGAUAUCUUUGUUAAGGGCUCUGCUCAACAGCAUCUCUCGGUUCAGUCUUUUGUCUUCAUUUAACAGCACACAACAAGAACCAGUCAAGAAAUAUUAUCAAAAUAUAGACGAAAUCUUGAAGCUCUUGAAGCCUAUACUCAAUGACAUCAAUGAUUCAAACAUAGCUCCAGAUGAACAAUUUAAUAAGGUGUUGGAAGAACUCGACGCAAGCAUCACUGAAGCCACAGAGCUUGUGGAAAACUGGCACCAAUUGACUAGUAAAGUUUAUUUUGUUCUACAAAUUGAAUCAUCAAUGACAAAGAUUCAGACCUCUGGGCUAGAGAUUUGCAAGCUAGCGAAUUCUUUGCUCCCAUCAGUCACUGAAGCUUCAGACUCAGCAUGUGUUCAGCACUGUGUACAGAAAAUUCAGCAUAUCAGGUCCGAACAAACAUCUCAUGUCAUCAAAGAAGCUAUGAAGGAUCUACAACAGAACACCACACCCAGAUCAGAGAUACUGAUGAAGAUUGCAGACUCGUUGAGCUUGACAACAAAUCAGGAAUUGCUGCUGGAGGCCGUGGCCCUUGAGAAGUCAAAGGCAAAGGCCGACCACAAUAAAACCAAUGGAGAGAAGGAGAGCAUCGAUCAUAUGAUCAGUCUUGUCACCCACAUGCAUGAUGGACUCAUGAAAAUAAAGCAGUCUCAGACCAUUAAUGGGAUGCCAAUUCCCACCGAUUUCCGUUGCCCGCUUUCCCUGGAGCUGAUGUCUGACCCAGUGAUUGUUGCAUCUGGACAGACCUAUGAACGAGCUUUCAUUAGGAAAUGGCUUGAUCAAGGCCUGACCCUUUGUCCCAAGACACGCCAAACUCUCUCACACACAAAUCUAAUUCCUAACUAUACAGUCAAGGCACUAAUUGCGAAUUGGUGCGAGUUAAACAAUAUCAAGCUUCCUCACCCUGAAAAGUCGGCGAUCUUAAACCAGUCCCCAGCUGCCCUCGCCCAUGCAGAUGGUAGCUCUGGAGAUCCUCGCAUCCUUCCCCAUGUAGACCAUGCUUCCAGGAUCAAUGGCCCCAGAUCACCUGAAUCUACCAGGUCUAACGGGACUAAUGAAAAUGACAGGCCGGUAUCUCCAUUACAUCUAAACGCAUCCAGAGAGGGUAUGUUUGUUAGUGGGCUAACUUCGGGCCCACCUUCAGAUGCUGGAAACGAUUUGGAGGUGGAUAUUUGUCAGGUCUCAUUAUCAAGUUCCAAAGAAAAUGCAGGAAACUCUGAAGACUGGAAAGUGGAUCACAAUGGCCAAGCAUCGGUGUCAUCUAGGAAGGACUCCUGCAGAGAAACCUUGGUCGAUGAACAGUCAUCAGGCCAUAGCCGAAGUGCCUCUGUCUCCAGUGCUGUCUCCAGCAUGGAUGCUAACGAGGCCUCCCACCUGUCAGGUGAUCUCACCCGUUACAGCAGUGAUGCUUCUGGUGAGCUGACAUCGGAGGCCCCACCUCCAUCAGUCCAACAUAGAGAAUCUGAGUUCCCACAGAAGCUGCCUGACAUGCGUUCUCGUAGCCAAAUUUGGCGCCGGACACCUGAACGGGUUGUUGCAAGGAUCGUUUCUUCUCCUGCGUUGGACACGAGAGCCGAUCUGGCUGGCAUUGAGACCCAAGUUCGGAAGUUAGUUGAAGAUCUGCAGAGCAGUUUGGUUGAUGUGCAAAGAGCUGCUGCUGCCGAACUGCGACUUCUUGCCAAGCACAACAUGGACAAUAGGAUUGUGAUUGCUACCUGUGGUGCCAUUAGCCAUUUGGUUGGCCUGCUGUACUCGACGGAUUUGAAGACCCAAGAGAAUGCUGUUACAGCACUGCUAAACCUAUCCAUAAAUGACAAUAAUAAGAUUGCAAUUGCGAAUGUGGGGGCCAUCGACCCACUUAUCCAUGUGCUUGAGACGGGGAACCCUGAAGCCAAAGAGAACUCAGCUGCUACCAUAUUCAGUCUUUCGGUCAUCGAGGAAAACAAGGUUAGGAUCGGGCGGUCCCACGCGAUCAAGCCUCUGGUGGAAUUGCUAGGCCAUGGUACCCCGCGAGGAAAGAAAGAUGCCGCAACUGCUUUAUUCAACUUAUCAAUAUUUCAUGAGAACAAGGCCCGAAUUGUGCAGGCUGGGGCUGUGAAGUACCUCGUUGAGCUGAUGGACCCCGCAGCAGGGAUGGUCGAUAAGGCAGUUGCUGUCUUGGCUAAUCUUUCAACCAUACACGAGGGGCGGGUUGCGAUCGGCCAGGAAGGAGGUAUACCGGUUCUUGUUGAGGUUGUUGAAUUGGGAUCAGCAAGAGGGAAGGAAAAUGCUGCGGCUGCCUUGCUACAGCUUUGUACAAAUAGCAAUAAAUUCUGCAGCCUGGUUCUCCAAGAAGGCGCUGUUCCGCCAUUGGUGGCACUGUCACAGUCGGGCACACCACGAGCUAAAGAAAAGGCGCAGGCUCUUCUUAGCUUUUUCAGAAGCCAGAGACAUGCGAAUGCUGGGAGGGCUUGAUAUUGGCCCAUGAUCCGCCCUUCUUUAACAUACUUGCGGCUUCUAAUUCUAUGAUGGAGGGAAGUGUGUGUGACUUUUUAGGUAAGUUAAAAAGAAAGUGUGAAUUACUGCUGCUGCAAUAAUAACAUAAAAAAUACUUUCUGGUUGUUGCAUGUAAAAAAGAAAAUGAUACAAUUGAAGGGUCUGCUGAUUCUUUGUUCCACAGCGGAUUCUUGUAUAUUCCUUUGGCAGCUCUGGUGUAUGUGGAGUUGAUGAGUAUUAUUUUUUUGUAUCUAAAUUACACAGGACAAGCAGUCCUUGUUCUUCUUCAUCCGUUUUCUUUCUUUCUUAAAUACUGAGAGAGCUGUUGUAGAAUGUCCAAACAUUGAAUGUUUUCCGUCGGUGGUGGUGUCCGUCU
Magnolia sinica is the source of this 3423-nucleotide messenger RNA. Its product is annotated as U-box domain-containing protein 4-like. Gene Ontology annotation, molecular function: protein binding; ubiquitin-protein transferase activity. The record is from RefSeq and is a predicted model, not a curated record. Gene Ontology annotation, cellular component: cytoplasm; nucleus. Gene Ontology annotation, biological process: protein ubiquitination. The coding region runs from base 540 to 3026 and encodes 828 amino acids. Lineage: Eukaryota; Viridiplantae; Streptophyta; Magnoliopsida; Magnoliales; Magnoliaceae. The transcript has 7 exons.